GCACAACUGGCUUUUGACAGCGUGUUAUUUUAAGGUUAGAAACUCUCAAAAUCCGAAAAUGAAAAUUAAAAGAUACAAAAAAGUGAACAAAAACAUAAAUUUCUAUAUCAAUAACUUUGGUUUUAGACAGCCAUAUCAAUUAUUAGUAGAUGGGACAUUUUGUUUUGCAGCAUUAAACAAUCAAGUUAAUAUUGCGGACAAUAUACCGCGAUAUUUACAUGGAGAAACUAAACUACUGACGACACAAUGUGCUGUAAUGGAAAUGGAGACUUUAGGAUCAAAAUUGCAUGGUGCUCUUUUGAUUUUGAAAAAAUAUGGAAUACAUAAGUGUGGGCAUGAGGGAAAGCCGGUGGCUGGUUCUAAAUGUUUAUUGUCUAUGUUGGGAAACCACAACGAGAAUCAUUAUAUAAUUUGCACACAGGACAGAGAUUUACAAGAGAAAGUAAGGAAUAUACCAGGUGUUCCUUUGUUAUAUCUACAUAUUAAAACACCCAAUUUAGAGCAACCAUCAGAAGCAUCAGAGAAGUUUGCUAAAGAAAGAUUGUCAGGUAUUGGUGAGAUUGAAAAAGUUGCUAUUAAUAAGUUAAAAACUGAAAAAGGGUUAUUGAGUCAGGAAGAUAAACCUAAGAAAAAAAGGAAAAAAGGCCCCAACCCUUUGUCAUGUAAAAAGAGAAAGAAACCUGGUAAUUUACAAAAUAAUAAUAUAAAGAAAAAGGAAGGACAACCAGAAAUUGAAAAGAAAAAAAGAAAAAGAAUAAAAAUUCCUCAACAUGUUCAAGAAGCAUUAUUAGGUUUAUUUUGUUGGACCAGCUUUGGGAUCUAUUUUUGCUGCCCUUUUCUAUAAAUUUUUAAUUUUGAGAGAUUUUACCUGCAGUAACAAAGAAACCUAAUUAUACAACAUAAUUCGAAAAUUUAUUAAAAUAUACUUUUUAAGUUGUUUAUGAUUGUAAUCCAAAAUUAUAUAAUUUUAUAAUACUUGGUUAGGAUUUCUAACUUAGGAAUAUUAACUUUUAAAGUAUUUUGGGUAUGUUCUAAAAUAUAAAAUAAAUAAACUAAUAUUGUCUUUUA
Molecule: messenger RNA, 1068 nt
Organism: Brassicogethes aeneus
Lineage: Eukaryota; Metazoa; Arthropoda; Insecta; Coleoptera; Nitidulidae
Source: the annotation of a GenBank genome assembly